AUGGAGUUAUUUAUGUCUAUAUUGCUUUUUUAUGCCUUGAAAUUAUUAGUUCAGGUAACAAAUACCGAUGCAGAGGUGUUUCGUCGGCUUUAUAAACAACUUCUAGAAGAAACACCUCAUAUCGAUUGGAAUAGUUGGAAAUUCAUUUCCGACAAUGUCCAAAGAAACUACGAUGAUCUGCCAAAUUUCGAUCCUACCAGAACGGAUAUUUUGGAUCGUCUGGUAGUGGUGAAACUCAACGGAGGACUUGGGACGACCAUGGGCUGUGCAGGACCAAAGUCAUUUAUAAAAGUCAAGGAGGGGCUCUCCUUUCUUGACAUUGCUCGUCAACAACAUGAAGCAUUUAAUCAGCUACACAGCAGCUCUGUUCCCCUGUACCUGAUGAACUCAUUCUACACAGAUCAGUUGACAGCCCAAGAACUUGGCUCUGGCAGUGAUGUGAAAACGUUCUGCCAGUCGCGUUGUCCACGGAUCUACGCUGACACACUUUUACCGGUCGAAGAGGAUGGCUCUGAUCAAGAAUGGUAUCCACCGGGACACGGCAAUAUUUUCCAGUCUCUCGAAAUGACUGGAGUCCUGGAUGAAUUGCUCCAGCAAGGUCGUGACAUAAUGUUUGUAUCAAAUAUUGACAACACUGGUGCUACUCUCGACCUGAAAAUCGCUCAAUUCGCCUGUGACGAGGCAGCGGAAUACAUUAUGGAAUGCACGGCAAAAACUGAAAAUGAUAUCAAGGGAGGCACGCUCAUUGACAUCGGUGGACAGCUAAUGCACUUAGAAAUCCCACAAGUACCUCCGGAACACCUCGACGAAUUCUGUUCAACGCGUACUUUCAAAAUUUUCAACACGAAUAACAUAUGGGUGAAUCUGCGAGCUGUAAAGGAACGACUAGACAGCAUUUCAAGCGAAAUUAUAGUCAAUAAGAAGGUUUUGCACGGCCGACCCGUAAUACAGUUGGAAACAUCCAUUGGUGGUUGUAUAAGGAAUUUUCCACGAGCGUAUUGUGUACACGUGGACAGGUGCAGAUUCCUACCGGUGAAGAAAGUCGAUGAUCUCCUGGCCAUCUCUUCCGACUUGUACACCCUGAACAAUGCCCGUGCAUUGCAACUUUCCCGGAGCCGUCCUGCACCAACAGUGGAAUUGGGAAGCUUCUUCCAACGGGUAGACGAGUUCAAUAGUCGUUUCGACGAAUACCCUGACAUGCGAGACCUCGAUUCGUUGAAGAUCGAGGGUGACGUACGAUUCGAGAGGGGUGUUGUUUUUAAGGUGAAUUUUCUAAAAAACACCAAGAGGGUAAUAAGAUUAGUUCUCUGA
This is a messenger RNA of Haemonchus placei, 1311 nucleotides long. NCBI's taxonomy places the organism in Eukaryota, Metazoa, Nematoda, Chromadorea, Rhabditida, Trichostrongylidae. The record is from the annotation of a GenBank genome assembly.